Molecule: messenger RNA, 3051 nt
Organism: Uncinocarpus reesii 1704
Lineage: Eukaryota; Fungi; Ascomycota; Eurotiomycetes; Onygenales; Onygenaceae
Exons: 6
Coding region: 1-3051 (1016 amino acids)
Source: RefSeq, a predicted model, not a curated record
AUGUCGUUCUUCGCGCGCGUUUUUCGCAAGGAUGGGAGUAGCAAGAAAAAGCAGAACGGCGCAGGCACUGAUGGACCUCCCAAACCGCAAUGGACAGACGCCUGGCUGCGAACAGAGGUUGGAGCCGAGGAGGUACAGGAGCUGAUACACGGAUGCACACAGGAAUUGAAAGCCAGAGCUCUCGACACCCCGUUUUUGCUCCUCCCAUUCCGCCCGACCUCAGACCCGAGCGCCGCUCGCACCUUUGUUCGUAAUUUCUUCGGCCCCUCUCUCGGAAGAACUUCACCCCUGCGAGGAGACAGCCUAUUGCAGGAGUUGCGGUUAACGGAGCCAAUGGUGCUUUGCAGUGUAAUGAAAUGGUGUUGGAGUAGACUUCCUGGGGGCAUCAUAACGUGGGAGGCUUAUGAACUAUUCAAAGUUGGCGAACAAGUUAACAAUCGCCCAGAUUCACAGCUCGCCCGUGAUGCGUUUUCGACCUUUAUUCCGAUCAGCGUGGAUUCAGAUGCCCGUACUAAGAUAAUUUUUGAUUUCUUUGAACUCAUGGCUGCGAUUGCCGCUCAUGGAAACAAGAAUGGUCUCGGAGGCCGAAAGCUCUCUAGAUAUGCUGGCUGGUGGGCUUUUGAGCAUACUGACACCGGUAACGGCUUCGAAGCAAGUUAUAAAACCUGGGCAGAGGCGGCUGAUGCAACAAGUCAUUUAUUUUUUGCCUACCUGCGCUCCCUUACUCCUGAUUCGAUCCGUGGCACCAAUGGCAUCGCCACUCUCCCAUUGUCCCUGCAGACGUUGGUGCAAGGAACAGAAUAUCCUCCGGAGCGACCUUCCCUACUCCAGACUCAGACAACCAAAGUUGUAAUGAUUGUUGAUACCGUCUCUCCAACGCCAUUUGCUCUGUUGCGACGAGCCAAAAACUUUGAAUAUCGGGACAGCGAUGUUGUUUUGAAGGACUUUUCAAGCUUGGAUGAUCCAGCCCAGGCAUUGAGUGACGAAUGCCGUCGCGUCCUACGGUGCAUUUCGACCGCAAACCAGUCCGAUGUCUCUACAACAAAGGCUUCCACGAGCUUACGUGAUGCUUCAUGGUCACGUUUCGAAGACAUCGGAUUUGGUGGUUCGAUCGAUGAAUCGGAUGAAGAAGACGGAACUGGUUUCGGAAGGACGCCACAGUUGGGCCUCAGGUCAGCGCCAGCGUCGCGCACUGCGGAUUUAGGACGUCCUACUACGCCCUCUUGGGCCGAUUUCUUAUCUUCUGGAUUUACAGAUGAACAACGGAACGGAAACCGCCCCGGACUACUCUUGCCGCCAGACAAAGUUCUCCCGCCCAUCCAGACUGUUCGCGGACAGAGCUCUCAGUCUCAUAAGCGCUCUUUCGACCAAGAAUCCACACUGGAUCCCGGUGAGCUGGCGAGUAUUUCGGUCUUAGACCUGGAUGAUUCAUUUUGGUGGGUUUGGAUUAGCAGUUUGGCUGGCGAAGAAACUGCGUCGCGAAAAGCGGUCUUUGGACGAUGUGCGCUGCUUGAGACUGUCAUUUCUAGUGGCAAGUGGCUCAUCCUUGAAGAGCAAGUCAAAGGUGCUGCACCUGAGCCCGAUGCUGGUGCCUAUAUUGCGGAGAAGAAGAGUUUCUUCGGCUUCCGGACAAGAAAAGGGCGGUUGACUCGACGUCAAUCUGCUGCAAAAAAGAAUGGUGAGCCGUAUAAAUCCACUAACAAUCCGGCGCCGUUGAGCAGAACGAGCAUUGGACCAGAUCAGCAUGCCAGGAUCCAGGCAGCUGCCGCUGCACUCCAAAGGAAACAUCGAGAGUUGGAGCAAGAACAGGCUAGGGCCGCCAGGACAAGGCAGGACGACUCAUACUCGACUAGAACUAAUUCUGUACUUACUUUACAGCCGUCCAUUUUGAACGAGGCAUCUCAUGCAAUGAAGUGGGCAAGCAACUAUGACAAAAAUGCUGUUAGGGCUGCUUAUCUUAGCAAUAACCGGGCUGGCACAGGUGUUCCCGCAGAGAAUCUGGAUAUUAGCUGGAAUGGUCGAGCCACAUCUAGCCUUGGUUCUGCCCCUGGACGGGAACCCACGCCUCCUCCAAAAGCAGAGCAGCGUGCGCCUAGAGAAUCUGCUUCCCCAUUACCGGUUCCGCCUCCCAAGGAAACGCGGCCGGCGCCGAAGCCAACUCCAGUGGCAGAUCCUACCCCUGCAAAACAAGAUUCUGGUGAGCGAACAUUUCCCAAACCGUGGCCAGCCAUUGGCAGAGCAUCCGGUGAAUCCACGCGUGAACUCAGAAAACUGAAAAAGAGACCAGGAACCUCCGGACUCAAGGCACUCUUUGCAAAGAAGAAGUCGGAGUUUGCUGGCAGAUCCUCCGUCGAGAGUACAUCCGCAACACCUGCGACAAGAACCAGCGCUGAAAGGUCGGGUGCAUUGACACCCAAGAGCACGACCGCUCAUCGGCUAUCCAGUGUUGGUCAAAAGCAAUCAUCUGAGGAGGCAUCUGUACCCGAGACCUCCAAGCCACCAGCUCCUCCCGUUGCCGAACGGAAGCCAGCACCUGCACCUGUGCCUGUAUCGGCCCCUGCUCCUGCUCCGGUGACUUAUGAUGGCCCACCAAAACACCGCAGAGAAGCCGAAUUCGAUAGCCUUUCCCGUGUGAACACCAAUGAACAGGCAGAGGCGGAUCAACACUUUUCCAACUUUGAUCACCAGAGCCCAAUAGUUGAUCAGCCUGCUUUUGCCCCUAUCGACACUCCAAGCACAGAAUCCUCCGUUGAAAGAGCACCAACACCUCCACAUGUUGAAAAGCCGACAGAACCAACCACGGUGAAUGGACGUGAUAGUGCUCCUAGCCCCGUGCCAGAUGAAGCGCCAAUGCAGGCUCAGCAUCGAUGGGCACAAAUCCGAAAGAAUGCCGCUGAGAGAGCAGGCAUGGCUGAAGAAGUUAUCGCAAAGAAACCCGUGCCAGAGAAACCUAAUACUGAAGAUCAAACUCAUGAAUCUAUUGAAUUGCGGGCUGCACGUAUUCGCGCCCGCGUUGCUGAAUUAACCAAGAACAUGGAAGCUUCGCGAUAG